AUCACCUCAGACAACCUGAACAGAAUCAGAACACGGCAGCAGUGAGACAACCAGUGAGACAACCAGACCAAGACUACAACACAGCAGCGACCUUUCACUAAGGACGACAAGACUAACAAACAAAUCAUGGGUUCUACUUCAAACGCACACUUUUUGAUGGUGCUGUGUUUAAUGGGGUUGUUGGUGAUGAUGAUGAUGAUGGGUGCAGAGGCUGUCCCCCACGUCCAUCCAGGAUUGACAGGGAGACGCUCACAGAACAACCUUCAGGGACACAAGAAGCCUGUAGAGCCUUCAGCUCCAAACACAAUAACUGUCCCCCUGCACCUGGACCCGAGCGACUUGAUUCCUUCCCGCCCCGUCAGAUCCAUUGGGAAUCAUUCCAUCUCCCCAUGGACUACCAACAUCACCUAUGAUGAGUCCCGCUUUCCCCAAACCAUCUCGGAGGUCAGGUGCUCUCUGGAGGGCUGUCUGAACGUCGCGGGUAAGGAGGACAGGAGCCUGGAGUCCAAACCCAUUUACCACCAGAUCCUGGUCCUGAGGAAGGUGAUGGGGAGCGAGAACAGAUACUACUACCGGCUGGAGGCAAAGAUCAUCGCGGUGGGCUGCACCUGUGUCAGGCCUAGCAUUGAAUACCAACAGUAAUGAUAUCAGUGCUGUUGGUUGGGCCGUGAGUGUUGGCAAUACCAAGGUUGCAGGUUCGAUCCCCACAUUCAUUGAAAGUAUUUGUGUGUUAGUUUUAUGGAGCUUUGGCUCUAUGUCAUUGAAAGAUCGAUUUGAAUAAUCAAAUAUGGAUAUAUUUUCUAUUGAGCUUUAAAUCACAAAAUUAAUUAUGUAUUUAUUCAGUAUAUGGUUCUAUUUAUUUUUGGGUUAUUUAAUGUAUUGGAUGAUAUUUUGGUAUUUAUUGAAUAAAGAAAUUCACAUGUUCAAUUCAAAACA
Molecule: messenger RNA, 936 nt
Organism: Oncorhynchus kisutch (coho salmon)
Lineage: Eukaryota; Metazoa; Chordata; Actinopteri; Salmoniformes; Salmonidae
Gene: il17a/f1
Product: interleukin 17a/f1
Exons: 3
Coding region: 127-642 (171 amino acids)
Biological process (GO): inflammatory response
Cellular component (GO): extracellular region
Molecular function (GO): cytokine activity
Source: RefSeq, a predicted model, not a curated record